AUGUUUAACGAGCUCGCAGGAGGGAGCUUUCGAAUUCCAUGGCUGAUUUGGAUCCAACUAAUUGUUCUCUUUCUUCUUUUUGCACUCUUCUAUUGUUUCACAAUCUCUGACGAUGAAGACGCCUCCGUCUCCGCUUCCAUCUCGCCGGAAACUUCCUCCGUCCCUUCUAAAAGCUUCCGUUUCGAGGAGAUUCAACGGAUUGACAAACCACUGUUAACAGGCAAUAAUGACUCAAUUACCCCUGUUUCAAGUAACGGUCAACACCACGAUAUUACUAUGAAGGGUGUGCAGAAUCUAAGUAUUAAAGAUGAGAUAGAAACAUGUUCAAGCAUGAGAAGCGAAGAGCUUUUGGAGGAGGAAGAGUCUUCAAAACUGAGUUCCCACCCUUGCAAUUUUUUUCAAUUAGCCACAGUAGUAUUUCUCAAAUGUUUUGGUCUUGAUGAUUCCACAUCUGGUUCUUCAUCAAAACAAAAAUGUAGAAAAAGGAAAGAAAGUUGA
Messenger RNA from Lathyrus sativus (Indian pea), 498 nucleotides. NCBI's taxonomy places the organism in Eukaryota, Viridiplantae, Streptophyta, Magnoliopsida, Fabales, Fabaceae. The record is from the annotation of a GenBank genome assembly.